Molecule: messenger RNA, 216 nt
Organism: Puccinia triticina
Lineage: Eukaryota; Fungi; Basidiomycota; Pucciniomycetes; Pucciniales; Pucciniaceae
Exons: 3
Coding region: 1-216 (71 amino acids)
Source: RefSeq, a predicted model, not a curated record
AUGGUCAACAGGAGCCACAGCCAGCCUCCAACCAUCCUGCAAACCCAGAACGACGGCACUGACGACGAUGCGCUGGGAGGGCACCGAAUUCUCUUCUUUUUGAAUCUUAAGUUGGAAUGUGUCGAGCUCCACGAUACGGGAGGCAGCAUCUACAACGGCGCCAAACAGCCCGUGUUCGAUGCAAUGAUUAACGGCGAUGAUCCCGACGAUCUAUGA